Molecule: messenger RNA, 6111 nt
Organism: Tupaia belangeri chinensis (Chinese tree shrew)
Lineage: Eukaryota; Metazoa; Chordata; Mammalia; Scandentia; Tupaiidae
Gene: MTUS1
Product: microtubule associated scaffold protein 1
Exons: 15
Coding region: 249-4064 (1271 amino acids)
Biological process (GO): regulation of macrophage chemotaxis
Cellular component (GO): nucleus; cytoplasm
Molecular function (GO): microtubule binding
Source: RefSeq, a predicted model, not a curated record
GAGGAGGUCGUGCGAGGAGGGUGUGUUGUCUGGAGACAGGUGCGAAGCUUGAGCAGGAGGGAGCUUUCUUCCUGGCUUGUGUAAGCAGAGAGAACAACAGAUCGUUUCAACUCAAAAGCAUCUUAGACUGGAAAACUUUCCACUGUGCUGAAACACUUAGGAGACAGAAGAUUGUUUUUUUCCCCUUUCCUCUCAUUUGAAAGGAACUGAAGAAAUAAAAUGGCAGAGGUUUAAAGUUAACAUUCAGGAUGAAUGAUGAUACUUCAGAUGACAAGAAAGAAGACGAACUGCAAUCCUUAUUUAUAAGAGAUAAAAAUGGAAAUAUAUAUGCAUACAACCAAAAAUCACCAGCUAUACCGAACUCUUCAACCGCUUACGGGGAUUGGAAUUCUGCCAGCCCAGACGCCAUGGUGGUCGAUUUGGAAACGGAACCUGCUGCCGAGCCUGGUGAGAAUAUUUCCUUAAACCAUCAGCAUGUUGGAGUACUCAGUCACCGGAAGUCUUCAGGUGGUUUUGUGAGUGAGCAGGCGUUAGGUAUGCAUGGGGAUCCCACAAGUCCAUCUCCGGGGCUCGUUCAUGCAGAGGAGCCUGUGUACCUCCAGGGCAGCUGUCCUUCCCUGGGAGCAGACCGGGACCAGAGCGUUGAGCUUCCUCUGUCCUGCCCGUGGAAGUCUAAUGACCAUUUCAACUGUCCGGACCACCCUCCGGCCUUGGAGCUAAACCAGACAUUUGACAUGAAAGUGGAUGCUAACUGCACCUUCACAACCCAUCAGGCCGUGGACGAGAGUCAGUCUUGGUCUCCCACCGAGAGUCUGCAGCCACCCAGUCUGCGAAGGGGAAAUGCAUCUUUAUCCCAUUCUAACUGGGCAUCUUCUCACUCUGACAAGACGUAUUUAAGAGAAACUAGCUAUGACAGAGGGGGAUUUGGGGCUGCUCAAGCCACGCCAUCAGAGGGCCCAGAGACGAGUGACACUGCGUUUUCCGAUGUGGUCAUGCAAACCGAGGUGGUUGUUCCAGAUACUGGAGAUCAGUGUCCGCGUUCUUCAGGGAAGGUCACCAGCGAAUACACAGAUGGGUCACAGCACAGACUUGUUGGAAAAAAAGAGACACCAGCUCUCACACCAGGUUCUGAUGGCGUGGAAGUCCCCAGGGGGUCUGCGUUACAAGAGUCCUUUUGUUUAUCUAAAGAUGAGCCGAAUAGUAAGACACAUUCACAGAGCGCAUAUGGGAGGAAGGAAACGGGCCAAAAUCGAAGAGAAACAGGGCCUAAUUGUCUUUUUGAUGAUGAAUGCCCAUUUCUGGUGCCAGCUUUUGAUAAAAGUAAAGCCCAAGGGCUGAACUCAGAGCGUAAUGUCACUGUGACUGAAGACACUCCGGUCGCCUCUACCGACAAGGAUUCAGGAAUCCAAGACCGUACCAUAGAGUUGAUAGUAAGCAGCCCGCCGGGACAGAUGGUGGUUUCACCGUUGGAACUGACGUGGGACACAAACGACAUGCUCACUAGUGCAGAGAACACGGUCCUAGUGUCCACCCCAGUCCUGGAGCCCACGAGUGCCAGCUUUUCUGUCUCACCCAUCCGAAGGACAGAGAGAUGUCAGAAAGUGGGAAAGAGCCCUCGAGAGCUUAACAGUUUACCGAACCCCAAGGGGACACCUGCGAGUACGUCUAAACCCAGCCUAGGAAAAUCGAGCACCAAAGCGAAUACCUCUGUAGGCAGCAAAGUUAGGAAAACCGAAAUUAUAAGUUAUCCAAGACCAAACUUUAAGAACGUCAAAGCUAAAGUCAUGUCUCGGCCAGGGUUGCCAUCCAAAGACCCCGCGUCAUCGAGGGUCCCACCCAAACCUCAGCUGACCGGCCCCUCUUCCCCCUCCCCGGGGUUCCCCUCCAGACAGUUGACAGUGUUGAGCAAAACACUGAGAUCCGACCUGAACGCAGACACGAAAGCCGAAGUCCUCAUGAACAAGACGCACAAGCAGCAGUUGAAUAAACUCAUUACCAGCCAGGCUGUGCAUGUCACAACUCAUUCUAAAAAUGCUCCGCACCGGGCGCCAAGAGCAACGGCUGCCAUGAAAUCGAAUCGGGAGGAUGUUGACCAGGCAGGUUCUGCUAAUUCGGCCUGCGAGGCCGGGUCUGUAGCUGCGCUUGUUCAGAUCAAAGGCGUCCUCCCCGUUAAGAUGGAAAGCGCCGAGUGUUUGGAAGUGACGUAUGUUCCCCACAUCGAAAGGAUUAGCCCUGAAAAGGAUGAAGAAGAAAAUGGAGCACCUGUGGAAAAACAGGAGCCAAAAAAGGAAAUUAUGAAUGAGACUUUUGAAUACGGGUCUCUGUUUUUGGGUUCUGCUUCCAAAACUUCCACUACCUCAGGUAGGAGUAUAUCCAAGCCUGACUCCUGCAGUUUGAGGAAAACACCUGGCCCGAAAGGCAAAGUAGGGCCUUCUGUUUCCUGUUUGAGGCGGAACAGCGAUAGUAGAAAUCUCAAUUCGGAUCGAGUCUUAUCUCCCCAGAGGAUCAGGCGUGUGUCCAGUUCUGGAAAGCCCACAUCGUUGAAAACCGUACAGCCGUCCUGGGUGAAUCUGUCUAGACCACUUCCUAAAUCCAAGGUGUCUUUGAAAAGCCCUGCACUGCGCAAGACAGGGAGCACCCCCUCCGUCACCAGCACCCACAGCGACCCGAGCACCUAUAGCAAUAAUUCGGGGCCUGCUCCUGCCAUCAAGUACGAGGAGAAACCUCCCAAACCAGCUUUCCAAAAUGGUGCCCCAGGGUCCUUGUAUUUGAAGCCUUUGGCAGCCAGGGCUCACGUGCACUUGCUGAAAACGCCUUCGAAAGGUCCUCCAAGAAAAAAUCUAUUUACAGCUUUUAAUGUGGUUGAAAAGGGCAGGCAGAAGAAUUCCAGAAGCUUAUGCAUCCAGACCCAGACGUCUCCAGAUGUCCUGUCCUCCGAAAAAACACUGGAAUUGGCUCAAUAUAAAACAAAAUGUGAAAAGCAAAGUGGAUUUAUCCUGCAGCUCAAGCAGCUUCUUUGCUGUGGAAACACCAAGUUGGAAGCAUUGACGGUCGUGGUUCAGCACCUGCUGUCUGAGCGGGAGGAAGCUCUGAAACAACACAAAACCCUAUCUCAAGAACUCGUCAACCUCCGGGGAGAACUAGUCACUGCUUCAACCACCUGUGACAAGUUGCAGAAAGCCAAGGAUGAGUUACAAAUAGCGUAUGAAGGAUUCGUGCAGAAGCUGAACCAGCAGCACCAGGCCGACCUCUCAGAACUGGAGAACCGGCUUAAGGAGUUCUACACCGGGGAGUGUGAGAAGCUGCAGAACAUCUACAUCGAAGAAGCUGAGAAGUAUAAAACGCAGCUGCAGGAGCAGUUUGACAACUUAAACGCGGCCCAUGAAACCUCUAAGUUGGAAAUCGAAGCUAGCUAUUCAGAGAAGGUGGAAUUGCUGAAGACAGCCUAUGAAACCUCGCUUUCAGAAAUCAAGAAAAGUCAUGAAACGGAAAAGAAAUCACUCGAGGACUUACUUCACGAGAAGCAGGAGUCACUAGAGAAGCAAGUCAGCGAUCUGAAGAGUGAAAAUGAUGCUUUAAAUGAAAAGUUGAAAUCGGAAGAACAAAAAAGAGUAUUAAGAGAAAAAGCAAAUGCAAAAAACCCUCAGGUCAUGUAUCUGGAGCAAGAAUUAGAGAGCCUGAAAGCCGUGUUGGAGAUCAAGAAUGAGAAACUGCACCAGCAGGACAUCAAGCUGAUGAAAAUGGAGAAGCUGGUGGACAAUAACACCGCUCUGGUUGACAAACUGAAGCGAUUCCAACAGGAGAACGAAGAGCUAAAGGCUCGGAUGGACAAGCACAUGGCGAUUUCAAGGCAACUUUCCACUGAGCAGGCGGUUCUGCAGGAGUCUCUGGAGAAGGAGUCCAAGGUGAACAAGCGACUGUCCAUGGAGAACGAGGAGCUGCUGUGGAAGCUGCACAAUGGGGACCUGUGCAGCCCCAAGAGGUCGCCCACGUCCUCGGCCAUCCCUUUCCAGUCGCCCAGGAACUCCGGCUCCUUCCCCAGCCCCAGCGUCUCGCCCAGAUGACACUCGCCGAGGGCCGAGAGACUGCCUGGAAGCGUCACGCAGGACUGACCUCACCGGGGUCAUGAGAGCAAGAGGCGCGGCAGCUCACGGGUCGGCCCCGCGGGACCACUGGACCGGCGCCGUGAGACUGGAACCCUGGAGGGCUUUGGGCUCGGCACAGAUACUCCUCCACAGGAUGUCCGCAUCGACACGGACGACAAUGGACGUUGUUGCACGAAGCACUUCAAGAACAAGAGAAUCUUGUUCGCUGCCUUUUUCACCUACGCGUAAGGGGAAAAACUCUCAGGGGCCUAUUAAGAUAAAGAUUUAUACCCUUUGUAAUGUUCUUCGCCAUGGACACCUUCUCGUGAUUCUCACUGUGGUCUGCCUGUGGGGGGCAGGGGUGCGGGUGACACGGUAGGAAUGUGUGUGUGGGCCCUCUUCGCUGUGUGUUAGAAGUCAAAGCCGAAGAUACCUGGAUACGUCCCAGUCAAAAACUAGUCAGUGUACACCUUUCAGCAAAAGCCAUAGAAGAAGAGCAAUAGCCACAUGACUUAGGAUCACCUCCCGCUCUGCUCGGCCAUUGACCCGAUGGGGAAGGUCCGACAGGAGCAGCGCUGACGGUCAGUGUCUGUCCAUGGCCCGGAUCUGUCUGGAGUCAUCUGUGGGCAGCUCUUCCGUGUCGAGCCAUGUCCGUUGAAACACACUAGAUUUUGCUGUCAGUUUUUGACUGCCCGCGUGAGCCUAACACAAUACCAUGACCCGUUUUCUCAGGCCAGGAGCAAAUGCAGAACCCUAAUUUUGCUAAAAAAACAAAAUGCCCGUAUAAAGAAAAAGGAUAGUACCGACGCAUCGUUCUGCCUUAUUUUCACCCUGAUGGCAGCUGUCCUUACAGGUGGAAAUUGUCAUCUUCUCUCCCGUAAUCAUCCCCUUCCCUUUCUCCACUCGAAGCCACAAAAGAAAGCCUCCCUCCCCCCCACUUUUCUCUAGGAGCAGGAUCGCGGAUUGCGCUUUUUCAGAGUCACCUCACCUCCCAGGUGCCGAAGCCACUUUCCAAACAAAAGCAGGGCCCAGGUCUGAGACUACACUUUUUUGGAAAACCUUAGAAUGAAGAACUUCCCUGGUCACUGGCUAGCAGAACUAAGAAUAGGAUCCGGUGCUCGUCGGUCCGUGGGAACCCUGGGACUGAACCUACGGUGCAGCAUUUUCGAACAGCACCGUCUGGGAGGAUGAUGCCGGGUGGGGGUCUCCUUCGAGAACUGUCUCUGGAAGGGAGCGGGGUGGGCAGCUGAGUAGACAGCGUGGCUGGUCCAGGCCUCCACAUUGCCCUGCCGUUUCCUUUCCCACCCCCACUGUCUGACCUCUCCCCAUUCUAAGGCUUUGGGAAAGGUGAAAGGAGGAACGGGGCUUCCUCCCCACCCCUGCAUGUGUCCGCAUUGUGACGUCGGCAUUUACUAGUCUGUGUAUGAUGACUGUACAGCGAGCCCUGUAGUAAGAGCGCACUCAGGAUGUCACAGGUGGGUGUUCGAGUCAUCGUCCACACACGCCGUCCAUAGCAAAUCGAUACUCAUAAUGCAUGGGUGUUUUUUAUUCGUGAUUGUGUCUGAAGUCUCUAACUUCCCACGGUUUAUUAUGUAUGUAACCGUCCCUGUUUGCUUCUGAUAAACGGGCACGUAGGUUUACUCCACCUCCUGUAUAUCUCUGCUCACUCUUCCAACUCGUCCUCAACGACAUUAGCCAAAGCUGGGUUUGCCAUUCAGCCCCUCCCUGUGGUUAAACUCAUUCUGUUCCCUGCUGUCCUCCUGCCAGGUAGGUGUCCGAGAAAGAAAUCCUUACAAACAGUUAAAAUAAAACGUUUUGCAAGAGCGGGAGACAACACGAGAGAAGAUAGGAAACAAAAUAGAGAACUUGAUGAUUUUUUUUUCCCCCCAAACCAAAUGUUUCAUGUAGGAUCACGAAACGUUGGCACGGUAUUACAGUAUGGAUGUAUAAACAACCGUAGUUGUAAGUUUGUAGUGAUGGAAAGUGUAUUUUACUUUGAUCAAAUAAAUAAUGCUGGAAUCCUCGA